CGAACAUAAAAGCCGCCACCCACACCUGGAGGCAUCUGGAGGCGAGUGGCGUCGCAGCCGCAGCCGCAGCCGCAGCCAGCAGCGACCAGCUCCCCGCGGCGGCGAAGCACAGGAGCGAGGGGCGUCGAGCGAGAUUGAGGCGCCGCCGAUGGACCCGCCCGACGUCGAGAUGGAGCCCGCGCAGUCCCAGCCCCAGCCUCCGCCGGCGGCGCCGGCACCGGCAACAGGGGAGGGGUGGAGCAUGCUGUCCCGCGCCCGCGCGCUGCUCGAGGAGGGCAAGCCGUCCCUCGCGCUGCAGGCGGUUCUCCUGGCCAUAAGAUCUCAAGGUGGUGAACAAGCUCUCGUCCAGACAUUGAACCGUGCGCGUGAACUCUAUACUCAGAGAUCGCAGGCCACUGCUAGUGUUGAUGAGCUCGCCUCUUUGCUUGCACAAUGUGCUAUAGCAGAGGCUCAGUCAACAAAUGCUCACCCUCCACAAGGACCUGGAUCUGACCCUGUCAUGAUGUUGGAUUCUGAUGAGGCUUGCAUUCUUGCUGAGAGUGGAAGGAAGCAGAUCAUCUUGGAUGCGUUUGCCGAUGGAAGCAGCUUCAUUUGCUUGAAAUGUGGUGGGCUAUUUAGCACAUCUCGCAAAGAUGAGCACUUGGCCUACUGGUGCGGGACUGCAUGAUCCUGGUGACAUAUCUGUGGUCACCCCAAGCGAUGAUCAUGAUACCCGUGAGAUUUUGUAAAAACAUCUUUCUCUUCCGAUUACCGCUCCUUUACUACUGGGAUGCCAGAGAUGCAUCUUCUGUUCACCGUAGCAAAUGCAUUGCCAACGCCAAACAUUAUGAAGUAAAAGAAUUCCAUCCCUAUC
This is a messenger RNA of Phragmites australis (common reed), 853 nucleotides long. RefSeq lists its product as uncharacterized. NCBI's taxonomy places the organism in Eukaryota, Viridiplantae, Streptophyta, Magnoliopsida, Poales, Poaceae. The record is from RefSeq and is a predicted model, not a curated record. The coding region runs from base 149 to 667 and encodes 172 amino acids. The transcript has 2 exons.